Molecule: messenger RNA, 1965 nt
Organism: Salvelinus fontinalis (brook trout)
Lineage: Eukaryota; Metazoa; Chordata; Actinopteri; Salmoniformes; Salmonidae
Gene: c28h5orf34
Product: chromosome 28 C5orf34 homolog
Exons: 11
Coding region: 75-1964 (629 amino acids)
Source: RefSeq, a predicted model, not a curated record
UUUCAUGUAGCGGGAAUUUUGUUGUUGACAACGCUCCUAAACGCUAGCUAGCUAGAAUAUAUAAAAUAACGUUUAUGAUGACCAACAGCAACACUAAUAUCAGUUUGAUGAUCAUGUACAAGGAUGAGUCGGUGGAUGUCCGUUACGUAGAUGAUUCCCGUUUGCACUUGUCGCCCUGUGGCUCGGAGUUCAUGUUGGAGAAAGCCCCUGCACGAUCUGCACAUCCUCUUCAGUCUAGUGAGAAGGUUCGACAGAGGACCAGGUUCGCCACCAGCAGCUACAAGGACCUGAUGCUUGGUGCUUUGGAGUUCAGGAACGAGUAUGCAACACGCCCAUACCUGCCCGAAGAACUCAUCCCGGACGACCACAGAAAGCAGGUCUUCAGCAUUGACCCUGAGGUGGAGUGGCCUGCAUGUUAUUCCUGUACUGCUGAGGUGGGCUUGAACCGAGAGAUCGUCGUCAGUUCAGUGGAGCGGAGUGCCAGUCUGCUGCUUUCUUCCUCUGGAGAGGAGUUCUCUGUAAACUUCACCUGCAGGCUUAGUCACAACCAACACCACAGGCCUCGGAGCCGAGACCCAAAUAGGUCUGUCACUGAACACACACAGCAAGACAACCAAACCUGUAGGCCAAAGGCUCCAUCUCAACAGAGUAGCACCUGUGCUGAGCAACAGCAAGGAGCGGUAUACCUGUCCACCAGAGUGGUCCAGCACCACUCUGUCUCCUGUGUUCCUCUGGUGUGGCGCUACCCUCUGUCUCUGGCCCUUCACCUCUGGCACGCCCAGUCCCAGCCGCCCUCUGGAGAGAGGAACAGGGGGGAGACAGAAGAAGAGACAGCCAGGGGGAGAGAUCAGACUGAGAGAGCAGUGACAAUGACAAACACAUCAAUAGGAGAGAGGAGGUCUCACUUGCCCCAAGCCCUGCCUCUCGGAUGCCCUUCCCCUCAUCAGCACAGGUGGAAGUCCAGGUACUCUCUGGUCCAAGAUGAACAGGAGGCAGACCAAGACCUCCCUACAGAGUUGGUUAAAGUGGUGUGGUGCCAAGGGGUGCUGUACAGGAUAGUGGAUGGAGCCAUCCCAGUUGUAGAGGUUUCUCCAGGGGAUGGUUCAGUCAUCAGGUCUAACGGAGUGCUGGCCAGCUACUUCACUCACCACAGAGCUGGCCCUGGCCCUGGGGAGGUAAAGGAUGUGACGUACCACCUGAGCAGCCUCCCCCCUGACACACCUGGGCAGGUCUACUCUGUGUGCUCUAUGGUGACUCGAGCCAGCAGGAUCCUGAAGUACUACAACCAGGCCAGACACUCUCUAAAGCUCCCUGCUACACAGAGCUGCUUGAACCAGGCCAGACACUCUCUAAAGCUCCCUGCUACACAGAGCUGCUUGAACCAGGCCAGACACUCUCUAAAGCUCCCUUCUACACAGAGCUGCUUGAACCAGGCCAGACACUCUCUAAAGCUCCCUGCUACACAGAGCUGCUUGAACCAGGCCAGACACUCUCUAAAGCUCCCUGCUACACAGAGCUGCUUGAACCAGGCCAGACACUCUCUAAAGCUCCCUGCUACACAGAGCUGCUUGGACCAGGCCAGACACUCUCUAAAGCUCCCUGCUACACAGAGCUGCUUGGACCAGGAGACCAGUUCAGAGCCCUUUGUAGAGGAAGUACACAUUUCUGAGUCUGGUUACAUGAAUAUCACUGAAACAAGACAAAGCAGGCCUAACUGUGUUGCUGAAGAGCUGGAGAAGAUCAAACGCUUCAACUUUCUGUUGGAGAACAGUCAUCUUCUUAAAGCCCAGAGGGGUUCUACAGUGGUGGGCUGUGGUUCUAAAGAGCACGUGGCCCACUGUGAGCCGGUCAGCGAGAGCAUCGCGGAGGCCCUCCAGAGAACCUCCAAAACCAUCCAGGAUAUCGACAACCUCCUCUCAGCCACAGUACUUUCUAGAGACACCGUCAUGCAGGGCAGCGGAUAAU